AUGGCCGGCGAAACUAUAAAUUCGAAAAGUUCAACUGUUUUGGAGACACUGAGAGAAGAUAGUAAGUUUUUUGUAUUGUUUUUUGUACAAACAGUUAUUACGUACACUUUGUAAAUUUUGUUUAAAAAUAUUGCAAAUAACUAGAGCUACAUUUAGAAGUAUCCAGUUCCCUACGGAGCAGUCUGGAAAGUGAAUUUUUGUUUGUCGGUCCGUAAAUUCUGAAGCUUUAGUCUAGUGUAUGCUAGCUCAGAAAGUUGCUCUAAACAUGUGCACACCAACUGGGACGACACCAAACCCACCCUGACCCCCACACCCUUUCACCAGACCCACUAUUCACAACCCCAUCCUCUUCCCUCCACCCCACCUACUGUUUCCAAAUCUUCACCAUUCAAACCAACAUAACUAACCCCACCCAUGUUACACCAUAUCCCCAUUCUACAGUCCCCACCAACAUUCUACCCAUCCUCGUCCAUACCAUCUUUAUUACACCAACCAAAAUAUUCCUGGUAACUCCCCCCAACCUAUCAUUUUCACUCGCACUCUCUCAUUACCAAACUCGCUAUCCCCCCCCCCCUCUCGUCCUGCAUAGUUUCAACGUCACCACUCUACUUCCUCAGUGCUCCCCCAUUAUUGCCUUUCAAUCAUCACCAUGAUUGUCCAAACCCACUCUCAACUACUCCCACCCCACCCAAACUACCCCCACUCUCAACUACCCCCACCCCACCCAGACUAAUCCCAAACACCUAACAUCACAACCCAUUUUCAUCCUUACGAGACUUUACUCAAUAUUUCAGCAACAUUUGAAAAAUUUCUUGAGAAAGAUUUUGAUGCCAAAGGUUAUGCUAACAAUGUGAUUCAAAGUCGUGCAAUUGGAGAAUGUUUGGAAAAGUUGGCAGAUGGCGUACGACUGUUGGAUAAGGAAUUACAUUCUCAGGUAAUUAUCCUUGAUUAUCAAUCAGCUCUAAACUUUCCUAGAGGUCCAGGAAGUCCUGGGAAAACCUGCAAUGUUUGGUAGAGUAAACUGGAAGCACUCUACACAUUAAAAUAUAAAACAACGGUAACUCCGAAAAUAAACAUUUUAAUAUUCUAGCUUUCGACUAAGAUUCGGUCAUCAUCAGGAAUGAUGCUAAGUUACAUUACAUUGAUAUAUAAUAGGUAAUGUAACCUAGCAUCAUUCCUGAUGAUGACUGAAUCUUAGUCGAAAGCUAGAAUAUUAUUAUAUUAAAAUGUUUAUUUUCGGAGUUACCGUUGUUUUAUAUUUUAUUAAAAUACUUAGUGGUUCCCGUAAUUUUCUACACAUUAAUUAUGGUUAAUAUAUUAAUACUUUGUGUUGUUGUUUAGGUUGUAACUAGGCAUGAAGACCUUUUGCAACAAGCAACUGGAAUUGAAACACUUGAAGGUAUUAUAAUUUGACAGAAUCUAGAGAUCUUUCCUAAUGUACCUUGUGAAAACAAGUCAUUUGACUCAUUUCCCUGUAUUUUGCAUACAGCUCAUUAUGACACCAUGUUGAAACAACGCAGUAAAGAAACAUUUUGCUGUUUUUUUAUCAUUCAAUUGCUUUAGGUGUUUUACAAAUGAUGACAUCAAGAAUCACUUCACUACAAUUAUCAAUUGAGAGGUUUGAAAUUAAACCAAAUUUCUUUGUCCAAUUUUAUUUUUCUUAACAAGUGUACUUUGCUAAUUAAUGUGGUUUCCAUGGCAAUUUUUAGGAUCCAUCAACAGAUAAGUGACCCUUAUGAAAAGAUUAGAACGCGAACAUCCCAACUUCGAAGACUACAGGUAUUCAUUCUUACACAGACACUAUUGAUUGAUACACCCCUAGGGCGGAUUUUCAUAUAUUUUAAAGGAGGGGUGGGGAAAUUUCUAGUGGGGUGCAUGCGGCACCACGGAGUGAGCUUCGGCAGGGGGUAGGCGUUAGGGUUAAACACUUUCAUAUAAAAUAGGAGGGGUGAAGCAAAAUUUUGGUGGGGUUGAACACUUUAUAAGAGGGGUUAGAGGGAUUUUAGGGGGUAUAACCCCUCUUAAACCCCCCUCCCCAGUAAAUCCGCCCAUGAUACACCCAGGGCCGUCACUAGGGGGAGUUGGGGGUGUGACACCUCCCAAAGAAACAUCUUGUCAGUAAAAUGAUCAGGAUUAUUAUUUUACUCUGUCUAACACCAGAUUAUUUUACUCUGUCUAAUGCCAGACAAUUUCACAUGUCAAGGGGAGAGUGCUUCCACUCAUUGGGUUAGGGAAAACUUAACUUAGGGAAGUGACAUGUUAAUCCAAUGAGUGGCAGCACUCUCCCCCUGACGAAUAAAAUUGUCUGGCGUUAGACAGAGUAAAAUAACAAAGUAGGGCGCAUCUGGGUGCAUUGCCAUUUAAAGGGUCAACAGGGAGUAUGGGCAGAUAGUCUGAUUAACCCAUUGAGUGGCAGCACUCUCCCCCUGACGAGUAAAAUUGUCUGGCAUUAGACAGAGUAAAAUAACAAAAUAGGCCACAUCUGAGUGCAUUUCCAUGCACUAGCUUAAAGGUUAAACAACUGAUUAGCAGGAACAGCAAAGUAUGCUGCAAAGGCUGAACUUCACUCCUAUAUCCCACUCUACUUAAUUAAUAAAAAUCACGUAUCUCUGUUCAGACGACGUGCGACUUGCUAAGAAGAGUGAUCAGAAUAAGUUAUCUUACAAAACGUCUGGAAAGUCAACUCAAAGGAGGGGUAAAAGAAACUACUAAAGCAGCCCAAAGUCUUAACGAAUUAGGUAUGGUGUGAAUUGAACUGUGUUUUCUGUGAAAUUUUAUGUGUCAUGCAUGAUCUUUUCAUGCAAUGAAAAUUAUCACUAACCAAUCAGAGUUGAUGAAUUUAUUUUUCUGUUACUUUUGUGCGAAAAAAAAUUGCAAAUUGGAAAGUGGGUUUUAAUGUCUGUUGUCAUGUGUUUUUCUUAUAAAGGUUAUUUAAUGGAAGGUGUAGAUUUAAGUGGAAUUGAGGUAUGUUACUUGUGUGAAUUGACGGUAAAGUUAGUGGAGUUUUAGUGUAGUAGUUUACACAUGCUAUCUAGUUGCAAAUUUUGUUGCACUUAACGUUUUCCUUGUGCUUAUCUGCUGUAGGUUUUAGAUAAAGAUAUUGAUUGGAUAAAAAAUGCAAGGAAAGAAGUGACAUCACAAGCUCAAAAUAUGUUAACACAAGGCAUGGAAACACAG
Paramuricea clavata is the source of this 3177-nucleotide messenger RNA. The record is from the annotation of a GenBank genome assembly. Lineage: Eukaryota; Metazoa; Cnidaria; Anthozoa; Malacalcyonacea; Plexauridae.